This is a messenger RNA of Neoarius graeffei (lesser salmon catfish), 1755 nucleotides long. RefSeq names its product solute carrier family 23 member 3 (gene slc23a3). The transcript has 12 exons. The record is from RefSeq and is a predicted model, not a curated record. Lineage: Eukaryota; Metazoa; Chordata; Actinopteri; Siluriformes; Ariidae. Gene Ontology annotation, cellular component: membrane. The coding region runs from base 1 to 1755 and encodes 584 amino acids. Gene Ontology annotation, biological process: transmembrane transport. Gene Ontology annotation, molecular function: transmembrane transporter activity.
AUGGUGAAGCCAGACAGCUGUAAGUGGAUGGCAGCAUGUCCUCAGCAGGAGUUUAAUAAAGCUGACACACUGAAGAAUCUUAAAGUGGAUCGCCGUCCUCCGCUCGUGCUAAAUAUAGCCUUGGCACUGCAGCAUGUUAUGGUCCAUGCCUCUCUGUGUGCAUUGGUGGUUGGAGCAUUAGUGCCUCAGGCUGAGAAGGAAAAAACAGCUGCCUCUGUGUUCUUUUACUCUGGUGUUUCUACACUCCUCCAGACUUGUUUUGGAUCACGUUUGCCAUUGAUCCAGGCUCCAUCGUUGGACUUCCUGGUUCCAGCUCUUGUCUUGCUUUGUGCACGGCCAAGGAGCCAUGCAGCCUGCAGGGGGCAGUGUGAUCAAUCAGAGCAGUUUGAGGUCCCGCCACACCAACUGAGAGAGUUGCAGGGCGUGUCUGUAGUAGCAGGUCUGGUGCAGUUGGCAGUGGGUUUGUGUGGUGUGGGUGGAGCCAUGCUGACCCGAUGUGGCCCACUCGUCCUCACUCCUGUGUGUUGCAUGCUGGGAUUCUCCAUCUACAGAGAGGCAGCUCUGCUCUGCUCAGACCACUGGGGCUUUGCUCUGCUGACUGUAGUUUUGCUGGUGUGUCUGUCUCAGCACCUGCGUUGCUGGACUCUGUCUGCCCACAUAAAGCUCUCGCUGUGCUCCGCUGUCAGUAUGCUCUCAGUGCUGCUGUCUGUGCUGCUGGUGUGGAUUGUGUGUGCUGCCCUGCACCACUGGGGAUGCAUCACUUCGCACUCUGUCUCUGAACUGCUUUUCAAGGAUGGUUUAAACGCAACCCCUUUUCAGGAUUGGAUGGCUGCAAAUUCAUCGAACCUGCUUUCUCCAGAUCCUUCAGCAACGUGGCUUAGCCUGCCCUUACCAAGUCUUGGGCUCCCCCUGCUGUCUGGUGAUAGUAUUGCAGCUGGAACUGCAGCAGGGUUGUCCUCUUGUAUCAGCUCUCAGGUGGUGUAUGUGUUAACAGCCCGGCUCCUGAAAGCUCCUACACCUCCAGCACAGGCGUGUAACAGGGGGGUGAGUGUUGAGGGGCUGGGCAGCGUACUCGCCGGGCUGAUGGGGGCGCCAGUGGGGCUCUGCAGCAGUGUGCCGAAUGCAUGUAUGACCAGCCUGAGCCAGUGUGGGUCUCGAGCCACAGUGCAGCUCGCCGCUGUGAUGCUGCUGGUUCUUGGUCUGUUCCUACAACUAACUCAGCUGCUCACUUCAGUCCCUCUGGCGAUCCAUGGUGCUGUCCUCAGUGUGACCUACACAGUGGCUGCAGCGACAGGAAUAACGUACCUCCAGUACACAGAUGUGGACUCGGGGCGCAACAUUUUCAACACCGGCUUCACAGUGUUCAUGUCUCUAGUGCUUCCUCACUGGUUCAGAAUGCAGUCUGGAUUUAUCGACACUGGUGUACACGGUCUUGAUAUAUUUUUGCAGUCUUGUCUGAUGCUGCCUGUGUUUUUAAUCAGCAUUUUGUCUUUUCUACUGGACCACACAGUUUCAGGAACCCUGUCUGAGAGGGGGCUUGAACGGGAUCAGAGCUCUAAGAAGAUACAAUCGUUAGCCAAUAAGCCCCAAGAAAACAGCCAAAGCCUAGUGACCGUGUACGAGGUUCCACAACCUGUGAGGAAAGUGCUGGAUUGGCCCGGUCUCCGUACCUUUCCUUUCUGUGCCUGUAGGAGCCUGGAGGUGGAGAAAAUCACAGUGACGUCUGCAGAGAUGUCAAACUUAUUACCUCAGUAG